AUGGAGAACUCACUAUUAUCAUUUUGUAGGCUUCUCUAUGAGGGGAUGUUCGGCACGAGUUCGGCACUGACGUUGGAUCAGUUCAAGAAAACGAACGGAUUUUCGAAUCGAUACUGGGGAUGGGGUGGUGAAGAUGACGACAUGUAUAAGAGGAUCGUAUUUGCUGGAUAUAAGGUGGAGCGGUACAACAACACCAUUGCUCGUUACACGAUGAUCAAACACUACACGAGCCAAAAUCGAAUCCCAUCAAUCCGUCAAUGUCGAUACAAGUUGCUAGAACAUACGAAAAAGGACUGGAGAAAUGACGGCUUGAACACAUUGAAUUACAAAGUUGUUAAUAUUACUUUUGAAAAUCUGUUUACUCACAUCGUAGUUGAUUUGUUAGAGGCAACAGAAAGACCUCCUCUCGAGAAAGUAUUUUGCCACUAA
Messenger RNA from Cooperia oncophora, 429 nucleotides. The record is from the annotation of a GenBank genome assembly. NCBI's taxonomy places the organism in Eukaryota, Metazoa, Nematoda, Chromadorea, Rhabditida, Trichostrongylidae.